UGAGUGGCUGGGGUGCCCCCGCUGUUUCCGUCAUUCUCCAAUCAUACGUGUUUCUUCCGGAGGCCGCGAGACAUAUGGUAUCAAAAUUAUAGCUAUAAGAAACUGUAAAGAUAGCUCAGAAACACAGGACACAGUAUGAUUCAUCCAUAGUCAUGCUGCGGGGUUGUCCGAGUGCAUCCAAUCACUACUCCUUAGACCCUUUUCUAGAUGCUACCUAGUCUACUAUACUGAACGAGAAGGAAGUUCAAGUGCACCGAAUAUAAGAACCCCCAGAGACUUCUUAGAACCCAGUUACUAGAAUUUAAUGACAACUGCAUUGCUUCGAGUGAGCUCUUUCUUCCAGAAAGACAAAGCAGUCAAGUAACAGAAACAGAUCUAUUCCGUUCUUGAACUCAAUAUCUCAUCCCACUGUUGUUAUUCUCCCCAUUAGUCCAUAAUGGCUCCUGACAUUGCAAUCAUCGGUGCUGGGCCAUGCGGACUAACAUUCGCUCGUUUGCUCGAGCUCAACAAUAUCAACUAUAUCAUCUUCGAGCGUGACGCAUCAUCCACACCCACGCCGCAACAUCAGGGUGGCACCUUGGACUUACACCCAAAAACAGGCCAGCUCGCUCUGAAGCGCGCAGGUCUUUUUGAAGAGUAUAGCAAGAUCGCUCGCUGGAACGCCGGUACAGGAGUCGUUAUGGACCCAGCCGGUAAAACGUACGUCAAUUUUGACAAAGGAGCGGAGGGACCCGAGAUCGAUCGUGUGCAAUUGCGUCGUCUUCUCCUUGAUUCUGUGCCCGAGGAGAAAAUCCGUUGGGAUCAUGCUGUCAAGGCUGUGGAGAAGGUUGAAUCUGGUGCCGGUUGGGUGAUUAGAUUUGCGGACGGCAGCACGGCGGCUGGGUUCAAGCUCAUUGUUGGAGCUGAUGGAGCAUGGAGCAAGAUCAGGCCGCUGAUCACGCCUGCAAAACCGGUAUAUUCCAGGAAAAUGUAUAUCGAAGGCCGCAUCCCGCAAGGCAAUCCACGCUACGCCGCUGUCAACGCAGUUACGGGCGCUGGAACAAUGAUGGCGAUGGGGGCUGGUAAGCAGCUUGCUGUACAACAGGUGGCCGACGGAUCCUAUCGGGUGUAUCUUGGACUGCAAGUGCCCGAAGACUUUCCCCGCAACAUUAUUGACAUUUCUUCCACAGAGUCUGCUAAGAAUACAUUCUUAUCUUCCUCUGAAUUCUUCGCCGAUUGGGCGCCAGAUCUCAAAGAGAUUAUCGCUAAUACAGAAGGGCCCCUCCGCUCCUGGGCGAUGCAUAGAAUGCUUGUCGAAUCGAUGGGGUGGACGCGUGUCCGUGGCCUUGCUCUCAUAGGUGAUGCAGCGCACGUCUCGACGCCUUUUGUUGGCGAGGGCGUCAACUGGGCCAUGUACGACGCACUUGUGUUGGCAGACCGUAUCGUCGAGCAAUAUAAGCGCACUGGUGACGGAGUCGCAGAUGAAGACGAUCAAUUGGAGCGUGCAGUGGCACAGUAUGAAGAGGAAAUGUUCCCGCGUGCCAAGGACUUUAUCGAGCGUUGCAUGGCUAGUGAGGAGUUAUGCUUCAGCGAAGAUGCUGCGCAACGACUUGCAGAUAUCCUCCAUGAUCCCAGCCAGACCAUCUUGGGCAAGGCCUGAGAACAGAAAUUGGACAAGAGACGGGGGUUUGACUGGUAACUUACUGUGCUGCAUAUGGGGGUAUCCUGUUUAAUAUACGUUAUAUGCGUUAGUGAAGCGCUGGAUAGAUGAAUACAAUCUCCAUUUCUAUUCUCUUCUCUAGCUCGCCUCCAUGUAUAGGUGAAGACUAGCUAGCUGGAGCCCGAUGUCAUGAUUUCGAUUCUGCUCAGUAGGCGGUUGCAAUUGAUCCAUGAUGCGAUACUCCCUCAAUAAACCUUAGUAUGACAGGUGCUAUUCGAACAGUAACAUGACAGGGUUGAUAGUUUAUGUAGGGACAAGUGGAAUGAGUGACUGCUUCUGCGCCUCCAGGACUCAGACAGGAUGACAGGUCAGAUCUAGACCAGUUAGGGC
Molecule: messenger RNA, 2029 nt
Organism: Paecilomyces variotii
Lineage: Eukaryota; Fungi; Ascomycota; Eurotiomycetes; Eurotiales; Thermoascaceae
Exons: 2
Coding region: 437-1639 (400 amino acids)
Molecular function (GO): FAD binding
Source: RefSeq, a predicted model, not a curated record